Molecule: messenger RNA, 3215 nt
Organism: Colossoma macropomum (tambaqui)
Lineage: Eukaryota; Metazoa; Chordata; Actinopteri; Characiformes; Serrasalmidae
Gene: sh2d3ca
Product: SH2 domain containing 3Ca
Exons: 12
Coding region: 111-2933 (940 amino acids)
Biological process (GO): positive regulation of peptidyl-serine phosphorylation; small GTPase-mediated signal transduction
Molecular function (GO): phosphotyrosine residue binding; guanyl-nucleotide exchange factor activity
Source: RefSeq, a predicted model, not a curated record
CGGAAGUGUACAGCCAGCACUUCUGUCCACAUACCCAUACGCAGGCAGCAGGGUUAUCCAGUACACUCCAGAAAGACCGUAAACAUCCUGCCCGGUGACAGCUGGACACCAUGAUCAAGCGCAAACUAAGUUUUAAAUGGUUUGGCAGUCUUUCCAACCUCUCUUUUCGGCGCAAAUCUGAUGCUGGGAAGGAUGGCGCACAAAAAGAUGACGCCACUGAGCAUCCUUCAGCCGGCGAAAUGUCCAUUGAUGACAUGGACGCUCGCCCUCGCUGCCCCAGCUACGUCCGCUCCAGCGACAUGUACACACACAUGGGAACCAUGCCCCGUCACCAGAAGCAGAAGGAGAAGAGCAACAAAGCUAAGGGGCAAGAGCAGAGGAGUGUUAAGGUUAAAUCAAAAACCAAAAACAGCCACCUGAGCCGAAGCCAAAGCAUGAAACCUUCAGUGGAUUAUGUGUGUGAAUCUCCUCUGCUGAGUGCUCUUUCAGGGAAGGAUUUCUCAACCCUGGAAAGGACCACCGUAAACCCCAAGCCCACAGCAAGUGACCCUGAAGAAAAUAAAGCCAAGAAUAUCUCUGGUCCAGCUGUUGAGUCGACCAGUGAAGUCUCCAAGGACCAACCUAUACAGGCACAAGAACCUACUCAAGUCAAAGAACCUCAAGCUGUGGCCACUGGUCAAUGUCUCACAGAUCCAUCCACUGGAACUUCAAAGCCUUCAGGAGAUCCACAUAUACCACAGGAUGUACCUCUGAACAUAGAAUCUAAAGAUAAACCAGCUUUGCCUACAAAGCGGGCCUCCAAAAAGGAUGGAAAGUCUGUGGCUCCCCAGAAGAGUCUCAGUGCUGUGCCUGAGAACACAGAAACCUUGCCAAAAGUAGAGGGUUGUGAAGAAAAAAUAAGUUCGAGAUUUGACAAAGCAGAGAAAAGUGAAAGUCAAACAGGCACCACCAACAACCAUGGAGAGUACGUGGAGUUCUCCAAGGAGAAGUACCUGCUGGAGUCUCCACCGGAGAAGCUGCGGAAGGAACUGGAGGAGGAGCUCAAACUCAGCAGCAGUGACAUGAGGAGCCACGGCUGGUACCAUGGCCACAUCCCACGAGAGGUGUCUGAGACGCUGGUGUUGCGGAGUGGAGAUUUCCUGGUGCGCGACUCUCUGGCCAACAUGGGUGAUUAUGUGAUCACCUGCCGUUGGCAGCAGGAAGUGGUCCACUGUCGUAUCAGUAAGGUCCUGGUGAAAAGUGGACAAACGCGGGUCCAGUAUCUCCUGGAGCACGAGCCGUUUGACUCGGUGCCCACACUGGUCCGGCACCAUGCUGGCACCGGCCGGCCCGUGUGCCCGCGCACCAGCGCCCAGCUGCUUUGCCCGGUGAACCGUACGCUGCCCCUCAGGUACCUGGAGGCCACUUUUGCUCUGGCCAGCGGCAGGUCAGGAUCUGCACAUUCACCCUCUAGCCCCAGGGGGGCGCACAUCAAAAGACGCAGUGUCACCAUGACCGAUGGACUGACCACAGAGAAGAUCAUACCACACAGCCCCUCCACUGUUCACCAUAAGGAUGCCAUGAGGAACUGCGCUCUCAGCAUGGAUCAGAUACAGGAAUUCCGCUGCCCCCUUAGCCCUGUGGGGGAAACCCCUCUGUCACCUGCGUACAGCUCCAUUUCUCGUCACAGACAUGGCUCAGGUGGGCGUGUCUUAGCUGUAAUCCCGCCCUCCCCAGUGAUGCGUCGCUCCAGUGAGCCCCACCUUUCCCCGUCCUCCUCUAACAACAACCUGCCCUGCUCAGACACGCCCCCUGCCCACGCCCAGUCUACACCCGCCCACAGUUACCCCUCAGACGGCUCAGAGGUGGGGGGUAGUUAUUGUGAGCUCCGCCCUGGCCCACCCCCAACCCCGCCCUGUAAGAGCUAUGUGGAGAGGCUGAGAGUGGAGGAGUGCAGACCUCCAGGUUCCACCCCUCCAGACAGUGGAGAGGGCUUCACGCUCCCACUGGUGGAGACCAUGUCCUCCUUCAGGCCGGGCAAGUACCAGUCCGCACUGCUUCCAUCUGAGAACAAACCCUUGGAGAUGGGGGUGUUAAAGAGGGUGAAGGAGCUGCUGGCAGAGGUGGACCCCAAAACGGCGGCUAAACACAUCACGAAGGUCGACUGCACGGUUGCUAGGAUACUGGGCGUUACCAAGGAGAUGCAGAGGAUGAUGGGAGUGGGCUCGGGGCUGGAGUUGCUGACUCUGCCACAUGGCCAUCAGCUGAGACUGGAUCUGCUCGAGAGGUUUUACACCAUGUCAAUAAUGAUGGCCGUUGACCUGCUGGGCUGUACGGGGAGUACAGAAGAGAGAGCCGCCCUGCUGUAUAAAACCAUCCAACUGGCUGCCGAGCUCAAGAGCACCAUGGGAAACAUGUUUGGCUUUGCUGCCAUCAUGAGGGCCCUAGAAUUACCACAGAUCGCACGGCUGGAGCAAACGUGGAUGACGCUGAGACAGAGACACACAGAGGGAGCCAUACUGUACGAGAAGAAGCUCAAACCCUUCAUGAAAGCCAUGAAUGAAGGAAAAGAGAGUUCUGUCCUGUCCAGUACCUGUUUCCCCCAUGUUGUUCCAUUGCUGUCUCUGCUGGAGAGGGGUGUGGCCGUGGGGGAGGGGCUUGAGCCCUGGGAGAGCUCUGAGUGUGGAGUGGAUGUGGUCAUGAGCCACCUAGAAGCCGCACGCAGCAUUGCACACCAUGGGGGCCUGUACCGCACCAACGCUGAGAGCAAGCUACAGGACUUCCAGGAGAGGGAAGAGGUGCUAGAGAUUUUCUGUACCGAGUUCCAGAUGAGGCUGCUCUGGGGCAGCAGAGGCUCGGAGGGCAGCCAGGCCGAGCGCUACGAGAAGUUUGACAAAGUCCUCACAGCCCUCUCUCACAAGCUGGAGCCUCCUGUACGCCACAGCGAGUUAUAGCACCCCCCCCAUCCAUGUAUGGUACGAUCCAUCACCUCACUGUUACCCCAAACCUGGGAGAGACCAUUAUAAGGACACAGGGGAGGACGGAGACACAGGAGGUUCACGUUAAAUCCCAAAAAAACUAAAAGGCACAAAAGAGGGCGGACUUUAUCCAGGCAUGACUGCACCCUGCCCCCCCACAGGACAGCUGAGAACUACAGCUGGAGUGCAUUUUUUUAAAAGUCUGAAGCCAAAUCACCUUCUCUCACUUCAGGAAAGAGGAGGAUGAGGAAAAAAAAA